Molecule: messenger RNA, 1815 nt
Organism: Rhincodon typus (whale shark)
Lineage: Eukaryota; Metazoa; Chordata; Chondrichthyes; Orectolobiformes; Rhincodontidae
Product: synaptonemal complex protein 1-like
Exons: 13
Coding region: 1-1173 (390 amino acids)
Source: RefSeq, a predicted model, not a curated record
AUGCCGACUGUCGAAACAUGGGGAAUGGGACUGGUUGCUGGCCCUGUGGCGAUAUCAAGUGUGGUUUAUCUCCUGGAAAACCAACCCGAAAGUCGUAAAAUCAGCUUGCGUGAGGAACAGGUAGAACAGCAUCAGUUCCUGGGUCAGGCGGAAGUUUGGUUUCCUCUUAGUAACGAAGUGCUGAGAAAACCAACUCGGGAACAGUCCGGAAUCUGCAGUUACCGAAAUGCUAAUCGAAAACCGGAGAAGGGGUUGUAUUCUGAAAACCGAACUGCACCUGACACAGUGCAAGAAGACAUUUUCGCUCAUCUGGAAAAGGAGCUAAUUGGUACUCAACAUGAACAAUUUCCCCAAACAGUUCAAAAACAUACUCGUGCUGAAACUAAAAAAUCUGCCAUCCUCCAACCAAAGGUAGAAUUGGAGGCAAAGAGAAUGUUCCAGAAGCUACAGGAGACGCGUUCUCAACUUGAUGGUCUGCACUUAGAACUGAAAAGAAAAGAAUCCAAUUUAAAUAUGUUGCAGACUGAAAAAGAGAGGCUCAGCAAUGAAUUUAAUCUCUCAGAAGAUUCUUAUUUGAAGGAAAAGCAGUCUCUUGUGGAAGAAAUAGUACAGUUGAAGAAGAUGAAGGAGAUUAUGGACAUGGCCAUCUCUCACAAAGAAAUGGAAUUGCUGCAAAGCAAACAGGAACUGGAAAGACAAGUCACCAAACUAAAGAACAAUGAGCAUAAAGUUACAGUAAUAAAGCAACAGAUUGAACGGAGGUCCGAACAAGAGAAGAUGACUGAGACACAGCUAGGAGAAAAGAGUUUGGAGCUAUUAAAAGUACAGUCAGCUCUCCAUGAAACGGAGGAAAAAUAUUAUUCCAAGACAGCCACAAUGCUGGAUAAAAUUACAUGUGAUUUCAGAGAUGAGAUCCGUCAUCUUCGCCAACAACUCCGUGAGAAAGAGGUAAUGAGAGAGCACGACCGCUUCCUCAGGAAUAAAAUAGCAGAUGACCAUGCUACUAUGACCAAGGAGAAUGCUGUGCUAUGUUCACAGACUCUUGAGCUUAAUAAACAAUUGGAAAGGUGUGUUGUAGGAGAGAAUGCUGAAAGAGGAGAUGGAUAUUUGCCGUACUUCCAGUGUAAUUCAACUGAUCACUGUAAAAGGCCGAGAGGAACAACUGCACUAUGAAGUCAAGAGACAUAAGGAACUCCUAGAAAUUGAGAAAAUAAAAUUUAAGGAACUAAUGGAAAAGAUGCUGCCAGACCUGCUGAGCUUUUCCAGCAACUCUGUUUUUGUAAACAAUCAGAAAAUUGAUUCUGCUCCUUGAAGAAAGGAAGACCUCGAUUAAACUGAAUGAAGCCACUGUGCGCAGUCGUAUAGCUGAGACAGAGGGCUGACUUGCAAGUGGUGAAGAAGAGAACCUGCAGCUGCGAAGGGACAAAGCACUUCUAGUUGAUCUUAUCACUGAUUUACAGAAGCAGCUUUCAAGUAAGGAGGAAGAACUUUCUCGAAUCUACUCAGAAAUACAAUUGUUUAAUCAGAACAUUUCUGCUUUGAAGUCUCAGAAUGCAAUGGACCAGUCCUUCCACUCUGAAAAAUGGCAGCAACUCGCGAAAGCGACAGGCGCUGUGAUGGAAUUAACUGGACCAAUGAGGAGAAAUAUUAAAACAAAGACUAACUAAUAAUGGGGACAGUUACAGAUUUAUUUACCAUGAAAUAAAUAAGGAAAAACCUGUGUCUCUGAAAAUAUGUUAGUAAGCAUUUCCACUGAAAACUAAUUUCUAUUUUUGGCUAACUGCUGUUUUGCUAAUAUAUACCAGUAAACUAUAA